AUAGAUUCUCUUUUUGACCUUUGGACCGAAUUUCAGAUAGUCCUUGCUCCUGUCCCUUUCUUUGGCUUUGAUUGAAGGAACAGUAGCAGUUGUAUUACUCUCUAACAGCUUCGAUAUUGAUAUUUGCCAGAGUCAGACCAAUGUGUGCGCUUCUGCUGUGAAGAUGGUGGGUUUUUUUGGCAUUCUGGUGGAGAGCUACUCCUUCCAUGCUCUGAUCAGAUGAGUGUCUUCUUGCAAAAAGUUUGGAACUGGGUAUUAGCAAAUCCUAGUGUGGCCGUUAAACAUGAAAUCAGAACCAAAGAAUGGCUGGCAUUCAAUCAUGCCUCUUAGUUUGCCAGGCAAAUCAGCUAAACUUUUUUGCAUGUUCCCGAAAGCCAAGUCAGCAGGAUAUAGUCCAGGCAAUGCAACUGUUUAUCUCAAUGUGUACGACUUGACACCCGCAAAUGGAUAUUUCUAUUGGGCUGGUAUUGGUGUCUUUCACACUGGGGUGGAAGUGCAUGGUGUAGAAUUUGCUUUUGGAGCCCAUGACUAUCCAACAAGUGGCGUCUUUGAGGUUGAACCUCGACAAUGUCCUGGCUUCAAGUUUAGAAAGUCAAUCUUCAUGGGGACUACAUUCAUGGAUCCAGUUCAGGUUAGAGAAUUCAUGGAGCGCCAAUCUGCAAGCUACAAUGGAGACGCGUAUCACUUGGUUGUGAAGAACUGUAACCAUUUCUGUGAAGAUUUAUGUUACAAACUGACAGGGAACCGAAUCCCAAAAUGGGUAAAUCGGCUAGCAAGAAUAGGUUCCCUCUGCAACUGCAUACUCCCAGAGGCCCUCAAAGCUUCUGCUGUGCGGCAUGGUCCAAAUUUCCAACCCUAUGAUAGUGAAAAGAAGAGUCUGAGAAGAUCCUUCAGUUGCUUGUCAUCAAUCUCAAUGCAUCAGAGGGAGAGAGAAGUAUCAAUGUCUUCACUGUUUCUGCAUUCCCACUACAAAGGCUGCUUACCUCCAUGGGAAUUGAAAAGAUCGAGCAGUGGAUCUUUGAAGGCAAGGUAAGAAGGCUUCAAAGAUAAAUUCUGACGGCCAGAUCCAAUUGUUGUCGUACAUGAGACUCUACGAGGAAUAAGAUCUGUGCUAGCUCCAUUUUUUCAUCACAACAGAGGAAAGCUGUACCCUGUUUUCUGGUUCUUGCUUUCCAAUGUGUUUGGAAUGGUGCUUCUUGUCUGUCUUGAGAUAGAAUCUUGUAGCUAUUUUAAUGUUCCAAGUCUUAUUCUCCAAGCAUAAUCAAAACCCAGAUUCAUUGCUUUAUAGUUCACAUUGUAUCAAUUGAGCCAAACUCUGUUAUAUUACAUCAGUUUAUCUUUUGGAAAAGG
Molecule: messenger RNA, 1350 nt
Organism: Ilex paraguariensis (yerba mate)
Lineage: Eukaryota; Viridiplantae; Streptophyta; Magnoliopsida; Aquifoliales; Aquifoliaceae
Source: the annotation of a GenBank genome assembly